Dendroctonus ponderosae (mountain pine beetle) is the source of this 858-nucleotide messenger RNA. RefSeq lists its product as uncharacterized. The transcript is spliced from 3 exons. The coding region runs from base 118 to 762 and encodes 214 amino acids. The record is from RefSeq and is a predicted model, not a curated record. NCBI's taxonomy places the organism in Eukaryota, Metazoa, Arthropoda, Insecta, Coleoptera, Curculionidae.
UAUAUAUAAAAAGAACGUCAAAAUGAUAUAAAAAAAAUUUAUUUGGUCAGUCACUUUUUGGCUUCAGCAUCAAAAUUCAAGUAAAUUUUCCAAAUUCUUAGUACAAAAUCCGAAAAAAUGGUAUUCGUCUGCCCUACAAAGGAAGAAUCUGAAGCGAUUUCUCAAAUGUCAUCGAAAAUGAGAGAUGCACUUCAACAAAUCGAAAAGGAACUAAGCAUCAAAGUAAAACCAAUCUGUGUGCCCUGUUGCGUUCCAUUAUGUGACUAUCCUUCAGCUUCAAAUGAAAAAAAUGAUAUUCAGAAGGAAUUUGAUCCACCACAAGUCAUGGUUUGUUAUCGAGAAACGUGCAAAAAAAGCAAAGGAAUUAAUCGUACUCCAGAACAAGAACAGGGCGUUAUAAGAUUGCAACAAUCUAAAUCCCGAGAAUUGAGGGCCAGCAUUUUAUAUACUGGUUGUCUAUGUGAAAAACGAGACGGUUUGCAGGAUGACUGCCCUCGUACUGGUUGCCACGGAUCACCCGAAUGUCUCACAAGACCCCCAACAUGUGGCCCAAGCGAAUUUUGUGACGGCAAGCAUUUGGGCAAAAAUAAUAAAUACAGUCGUCUUUCGAAGAAAAAUGGCAAAAAUUCAAGAAACGAAAACGCAGAAGAACAUAAAAACCAUAAGCAUUUAAAUGCGAAAUAUAAAUGCUUCCCAGCAACUGUCGAUCAACCGAUUGUUAUUCCGCUUCCACAGAAUCCUCCAUGCUGUCCUUGUCCUUAAACGACGAAUCAAUAGGCUUAAAUUUUGUUAAGGUUAAAUGUUAUCAGUUAAUAAACGCAUGUUUGAUUCAAAUAUAUUCUCAGCUUGGUAUAGAUA